GGAAUUUUAGGAUUAACGGGAAUGAAUAGUGGUAGUAGGCGUGAGGGAUUCCGACUACCUACCUCAGAUGUAGAUUUGAUGGUUUGGCCUACAGAUUUUAAAGUUAUCUGUGAUAUCUCUCAGAAAGGUAUUUACCAUAUCCCAAGGCAUAUUGUUUUUCUUAUGGAAUGUGAUGAUUUACCAUCGGGAUUUGUCAGACUUAAAGUGUUGAGUCCAAUAAAGGAUGCUGACCUUAGACGCGGCUGUUUAGUUAUAAAUAAUACAAUUUAUAUGUCUAGUGCCCUUUUGCGUAAUAUUUGUGUGCGAUGUCUCCAGAAUGCACAUAUACCUCCUAUUUCUAAUUGUAUGUCUCAUGGACCCUCUUGCACAGUUUUCACUGCCAAUGAUGAGGUUAUCAAUAAAGAAACAGACAUUGUGUUUUGUUUGCAGUCACAUCACUGGCCACCUAUAGCACUUCAAUGGGUCCAGAGAAGUCGCGAAAAAGGAUGGCCAUCCGAGAGUCUUGUAUCAGAAAUAUUAAACGGAGGCUUUCAUGUUGUUCCUAUCGGAAGCACACCUGCAGAUGAACUCGAAUGGAGAAUUUCGUUCUCUCGAGCUGAACAAAAAAUUGUUUAUUCAAUGAAUCACUGUCAGUUUUUGUGUUAUGGUCUCUUCAAAAUAUUUCUGAAAGAAGUAAUUAACUUUCAAAAUAAUACGCAUGUCCUUUGUUCAUACUUCAUAAAAACGAGUGUAUUUUGGAUAAUUCAGUCCAAAAUGUCGUUAGCUUGGAUACCUGAAAAUUUGCUGUCUUGUUUCUGGGAAUGCUUCAAACUUUUAAUAUUUUUUGUACAUACUGGAGAAUGUCCCAACUUUUUCAUUCCAGAUAAUAACAUGUUUAGAUUGAAAGUCACUGGUUCUGUGCAAACUUCAUUGUUCAGUCACUUGUAUAAUUUGUAUUGUGAGGGAAUUUCAUGUCUUCUUUUAAGUCCAACAUUCAGCAAUUAUUUAUGUAAAGUCAUUCUAAACAGAACAUUGAGAGUCUGUAUAGAUGAGAGCAGUAUUAUUUCUACCAUUCAAUUAGAUAUAAGCUUAUUGAACGAAUUAUAUUCGUUCACACUUCGGCAAAUAUAUAUUACGGAUUUUGCACUUAAUAUGAAGCGAAUAGAAGAAAUGCUUCGAGGAAGGUUAACAUUGUAUCAGACAGUUUCCUUACAAUGUAUAACAUCACGAUUAUUACGGUGCGCUGCUUUGUUGGUACAGGGUAAUUGUAAUUCAAAUAAUUUUCGAAAUAAGGUUUAUUACAAAUAUAAGAACGCAUCAUUCUUGCUAAAAUUAUCAGCAAAAUUUGGUUUCAUGUCAGACAUUCUGUAUCUAGCUAUGUAUUUUUACAGAACAUUUAGAUAUGAACAAUCUCUAAGGUGUUUACAAAAGGCUCAGGAGAGGAUAUCGGUGUCAUUUAUUUUAAGUGAAUGUCACGUUAAUCCAGACAUGUAUAGACACUGCGUAAUGGGGAUGUCUCUAUUUCAUAAAGUCAGGAAAACUGUGGUAAAAAAUAUUACCUUGGAGAAUUUCUUUACUUACAUUAAUGAGCUAGUAUUAGAACAGAAUAUCAGUGGGAAGAAAGGCCACCUGGCAUUACAAAUCCCUCCCCUAGUGAUGAUACACAUGUUGUUUAUACUGAAUCAUCACAGACUUGGUGACACAGUCAGGUCACAACAAUCUCUACAGGAUCUACAGACUCUGCUUCUCUAUGAUGACGGGAUUUAUGUGCAUCCUUACCUCAGAGAUAUUUCGUGGCAAAUACUGGGAAUCUGUCAACAAAUCUGUGGGGACUGCUUUAGAGCAUUAGAGUCUUAUCAAUAUUCAUUAAAACAAAGACCAUAUCACAAAAUACAUCAAGCUACAAGGCUUAGAAUUAACACCUUGGUUAAUGAAGAAAUAUAGUUUUAGCUAUUCUGUUUCGUUAUGACAGCCAAAAUACGCGUGUACGUUGUUGUUUUUUUGAAAGACAAUGUUUUUACUUUUAGUUUAUUUAUUUAUAUUUUUCCAUUUUCUUUACUUUAAAUUUCCUUCCACAUUUUCGUGUUACAAUAUUUUUUGUUUUUAUAGCCCUUAAAGAAAAUUGUUUUUGUCAAGCAGAACAUGUUUUGAUGGCUGAAAAAAAGACUUUAUUUUUAAAAUGCAACAAUGAUAUUUUCCAAUGAUAGGAAUAGAAUUGAUGCUAGUGGCACUAGUCCAUAUAGCAAUUCUCGUCACUUCAAUUGUAUCUUAAAUAGAUGUCUCUUGAACAUGUUGAUAUAAGAAAUUGAUUCUUGAGAUAUAAAAACUAUGUUUACCUAUCACGUAUCACAUUUAAUUCAGAUUCUGCACUCCAUAGUCAAACGCACUGCGAAAACAUAGGCUGAGUAGAAUAAAUAAAUCAGCCAAAUUCGAAGGAUAUGGCGAUAACGAACAGUCUUCAAUAUAAUGUCCAUAAAACAAUACAGAGUAGGAGCAGAGCAAACACGGACCUUCGACACAUCAGAGGUGAGAUCAGGUGCCAUGGAUGAGGACUAAAUAAUAUUUUUUUUUCUGAAGAGGAUCAUUCGACUAAUAGUAGAUUUUUUUAACAAUGUAAUUAGGAUCAUAAUCUAACGAUUAUGGAAUUAAAAUAUGUUUACUUUAUGUGAUG
Messenger RNA from Saccostrea cuccullata (small rock oyster), 2650 nucleotides. RefSeq lists its product as uncharacterized. Lineage: Eukaryota; Metazoa; Mollusca; Bivalvia; Ostreida; Ostreidae. The coding region runs from base 22 to 1923 and encodes 633 amino acids. The record is from RefSeq and is a predicted model, not a curated record. The transcript has a single exon.